AUGUCCGGGACCCAAGGUUGGGCAGACCUCCCAGAAGGCCUGCUGCACUCUAUCGUCGCUCGGAUGGGCCUGGGCUCUGCCCCAGAUCUUCUUGCAUUUGCUGCCACCUGCCGUUCUUGGGGUACUGCUUUUGCCGGCUCCAUAGCAACAUUCCCACCUCUCCUUCUCCAACCUGAUGUCUCUUCCUCCCCUUUUAAUGCUAGCCCCUUUAGCAACAACCUGGUGCCCAAUCGUCCAUAUCUUGUCACAGAUAUAGUCAAAGUCAACCAUGGUGCCAACCUUUGCUCUGAGAUUCCUCUACGUCUGGAAUGGUUUUCCUUCAUGGGGGCUUCCUUUGGCCAUCUCAUUUUGUACAACAAAAAAUCUUGUAUCGUUGUUGAUGUGUCUAGAGGUGUUAGCGUCUCACCUCCACAACUACCACUCGUCAAAUGCGCUGAGCCCAAUUAUGGUGCUCUUACUGCUCCUCUCACAUCACCCAACUCUCAUCUCAUUGUCGAGGCUGGACCACAUAAUCUGUUUUGGCGUGUUUGUAGCGACUCGUGGGUGAGAUGUUAUACUCGUCAUGGACAUAUCAAGCAAAUCGUGGUGAGAUGUUCUACUCAUCAUGGACAUAUCAAGCAAAUCGUGGUCUUCAAAGGACGGGUGUUUGGCAUGGAUUCUGAUCGCAGAAUCUUCAAAGUGCACUUGACACCCCAGAUUAGCAUCCAAGAACUACCAGUCAUCGAGUCAAGCAUGAUCAGUAAGCGGAAUCUUUCCAAUGCAUGGCUGGUGGCUUGCGGCGAUAUGCUUCUCUUGGUCGGCUGUCGGGGGUCUAUCGUAGUAUCAGGGGUAACCUUUGAAGUCUUUCGCCUUGACCUAUCAUUUGAGCCUGCAUUGUGGUUCAAGGUGGAGAAGCUAGAGCAUUGGGCGAUAUUCAUCAGCACGGACAAGAGAAGCCAGGCUUUGUCUUGCAUGAACCCAGAGAUAUGGGGAGGGCGGAGCAACUGCAUAUACUGCUAUAACCAUGAGUCUGGACGUUGGAUUGCACUUGAGCUCGGCAAGCCGCUGCAGGGAGAUGUCUUUAUUUUCAUGGGUUGUGACGCCAAGGUGCAACCUAUGUGGGUUGUCCCCAGCAUGCUCUCUCUGUGUAGGUGA
Messenger RNA from Triticum turgidum subsp. durum (durum wheat), 1134 nucleotides. Lineage: Eukaryota; Viridiplantae; Streptophyta; Magnoliopsida; Poales; Poaceae. The record is from the annotation of a GenBank genome assembly.